This is a messenger RNA of Paracoccidioides lutzii Pb01, 2241 nucleotides long. RefSeq lists its product as hypothetical. Gene Ontology annotation, biological process: regulation of transcription by RNA polymerase II. The coding region runs from base 1 to 2241 and encodes 746 amino acids. Gene Ontology annotation, molecular function: transcription coregulator activity. Gene Ontology annotation, cellular component: mediator complex. The record is from RefSeq and is a predicted model, not a curated record. The transcript is spliced from 2 exons.
AUGGCUACUCCUUCAUCCAAGCAGAACCCUGGGCAGACACCUCACCCAACAUCAUCGCCUUACCCAUCAGCGGUGCCUAUGGGUCGCCCUCUUUCUCACAAGUCUCCGUCCAUUAAAACACCUUCCGUUUCUGGUCAUGGCCAUCAGCCAAGUGUGUCCUCUCACCAAUAUCCGACCCCAAUGGCUGCUCCAGCAUCAUUGGAUGAUCCUACUAUAUUCAGCUCACCAUCAGCAUUGUUAGCUCUUGGCUUAGGUGGCAUCUCACCAUCUCCUGCAGGGAAUGAUCCGUUGGCUGGACCUGGAAUCAACGAGAGUGGCAUCCAUUCAGUAGGGAUGUCGAAUUUAGGCAUGGGAGGUCCAAGGGACACCGACGUGGAGAAAGCUCGACGGAUGGAAGAAGUGAUUCGACUUCUCAGAACGCGUGUUUCUGGACGUGGAGUAUGUCGCGAAGGUGUGGAGAGGCUGGGGAAGUUUGAAGGGUUCGAAUGCAUGUGGCAAGACAACGAUCUAAAUAUUGCUGGGAAUUUUGUGGACUUGGAGAUCCAGUUUGAAGAUGGGACGGAAAAUGUUAAGGAUGUCAGCCUGAAGUAUACUACCCCCAGUGGGGUGGAGGGAGAAAGAAGGGUGGGGGCCACUGCGGUUCUUAAACGGGACUUGAUCCAAACUGCGGGAAAUCCUGAAGAAAAGCCUUGGAAAAAGAUCGACGCUUUCCAUGCAAACUUGCAUAGAUUAGCCAAGUUGGAUCAACUAAGUCGGGAUGUCAAUUGCUUUGAAGCAGUGGAAGGACUGUACGAAAGUUUAAACCGAGUAUGGCAAGGCGAAAUUCAACGAUACCCAGGGAAGGGCCAUUGGGAGCAUGUUUGCACAGGACACGUGGGACAGCCCGUCCUCCAUCAGGACAGAAGGAUUGGCUUGAGUAUUCGGUAUUGGGUUGAACAAAGAAGAACGCUAGACUCACAACCGAGGAAUGUCCCAGACGCAAUGAGUAUAGAUCAAUUCUCUAAAGACGACAAAGUUUCAUCCGAUCUGGAGAAACACAAAACCUGGAGCACAAUGAUUGAGUGUGAAGAAGGUUAUCCAUCAUUGAGAGUGUCAAAAGAAUGGGUCGCGUCCCAAUUAUUUACGACUAUGGAUUCAGGGGAAUCUUCUUCUGCAGUGAACGAAAACGACACUGACAUUCUGUUAAUUAACUGGAUCGAUCCUCCAGCCACUCUCGUUAGUAACCCGAAUGACGUCUCUCUCAAUUCUACAGCCUUGGGCACUACAACACCGAACCGGCGCUUCGUUGCACGGUUGGAGCCCCCGAUUGACAUUCCUAUAAUUGCAGCGGCGGAGAUAUACAGGCUGCUCGGAAUGAACAUGCCACCCGAGCCCAAACCUGCUACAUAUGAUGGGCUUGUGGUGCCCCUGCCGAAUAGCUUUUCGCCAGAAUUUAGUAACAGUGAAAAUGGUUACCCAGUAUCCAACGAAAGAAUCCAUAAAAAAGUUGUUUACGGCUUCGACGCCAACGGUCAUCCUGAAAAACACGUACAUACCUACACUUUCCACCCCUUCGAGCAUAUCGUUGGACGGACCAUUCGUGACCUACCGUUUUCUCAUCCGCGGCAGUUGGCUGAUAUUCUUCCUAUCUUGCGGCAAUAUGCACUGCUCUCUAGCCUUCUUCAAAAGGCAUUUACUACCACUCCAACCAACGACGUUGGCGCUCCCGACAAAUGUCACUCCACCAACCCCAUGGAUCCCCCUUCCACGACCCAUACAGGUAAGUCAGACGUCACAGUAAUUAGCAAUAUAAGUCCCACGAUAUCCAGACUUGAUUCAAUGCUCCACGGCGAUUCAAUUCAGGGGAGUGAUCAACAGACCGGUACUGCUUCUCCAUUUGCUAUGCCUUCCAACAUCCCUACCAUAAUCAAUGAUAAGAAAAUAGAUAUUUCCUUGCGAACACCAAUAUCAGCACCACCAUCUUUAAUGCUAUUAUUUAACGCGCCAAACGAGGGUCCCAAUGCAAUUGACAAUCCAAAGACAGUCACAAUUAACGUUGAUAUCGGGUCCAAUGGUAAUAUCACAGUCUCGCGGGUUUCUGGGAUGUGUGAUCGGGACAAUAAUGAGCAACCGGACACCCCUGCUUCUCAAGGGAAAGUAUGGAAGCUCAGUGAAAAGCUUGCAAAGGUGCUCCAGACUUCGGAAGAUCUGGGGUUGCUGGUAGAAUGGGCGUUGAAAUGGAUGCGGAAACAAAGGCAGUAA